AUGACAAGUCCACAAGUGAAGACUGGUUUGUUCGUUGGAUUGAACAAAGGACACGUCGUCACAAGACGCGAGUUGGCUCCUCGUCCUAACUCUCGCAAAGGGAAAACGAGCAAGAGGACAAUUUUCAUCAGAACUCUGAUAAGAGAAGUUGCUGGAUUUGCUCCUUAUGAGAAGAGAAUCAGUGAGCUUCUCAAGGUUGGUAAAGACAAGAGAGCACUUAAGGUUGCUAAGAGGAAGUUGGGUACACACAAGAGAGCUAAGAGGAAGAGAGAGGAGAUGUCUAGCGUUCUCCGCAAGAUGAGGUCUGGUGGAGGAGUCACUGAGAAGAAGAAGUGA
Arabis nemorensis is the source of this 336-nucleotide messenger RNA. The record is from the annotation of a GenBank genome assembly. NCBI's taxonomy places the organism in Eukaryota, Viridiplantae, Streptophyta, Magnoliopsida, Brassicales, Brassicaceae.